Molecule: messenger RNA, 3521 nt
Organism: Silurus meridionalis
Lineage: Eukaryota; Metazoa; Chordata; Actinopteri; Siluriformes; Siluridae
Product: NLR family CARD domain-containing protein 3-like
Exons: 11
Coding region: 16-2964 (982 amino acids)
Molecular function (GO): protein binding
Source: RefSeq, a predicted model, not a curated record
UCUGUAGCAGUAGAAAUGUCCUCCAGAAUGAGUGAGUCUGUGAAACAGGACAUAAAGAAAGAUGAGAGGUGUACAGGUUCCUCUGUAGCAGUAGAAAUGUCCUCCAGAAUGAGCGACUCUGUGAAACAGGACAUAAAGAAAGAUGAGAGGUGUACAGGUUCCUCUGUAGCAGUAGAAAUGUCCUCCAGAAUGAGUGAGUCUGUGAAACAGGACAUAAAGAAAGAUGAGAGUCUGAUUCAGGGUAAGAGAUCAGACUCACCUGAACCCAGCUGUGUGUCCAUGAAGAGUGACGGGUCAAUGAAUCCUCCAAUAUUCUUUAAAGACACAGACUGUACUACUGAUCUGAGACUGCAGAAGAAGAAAUCAAAUAUCACUGAGAAGAGUCAUUUAGAGGCCAUAUUCAAGGAUCUGGAGCACAAAGUCAUCAGUCUGCUACAGAAUGAACUGAAGAGAUAUAAGAAGCUCCUGAGUCCAGAUUACCCAGCAUGCUCUGAGAGGGAGGUGGAGGAUGAGGAGGAUCAGAGCAGUGUCAGAGAGGGAGUGCUGAAGAUCACACUGCACUUCCUGAAGAACAUGAAGCACACAGAUCUCGCUAACACACUGCAGAACAAAGUCACCCCUGCAUACCAGAAAAAACUCAAAUCCAAACUGAGAGAGAAAUGUAAAAGAAUUACUGAAGGAAUCUCACAGCAUGGAAGCUCAGCACUUCUGAAUGAGAUCUACACAGACCUCUACAUCACAGAGGGUUGGAGUGGAGAUUUCAGUAAUAAACAUGAGGUGAGACAGAUUGAGACAGUGUCCAGAAGACCAGCAACACAGGAGACACCCAUCAAAUGUAAUGAUCUCUUUAAAGACAAGUCCAUCAGAAGUGUGCUGACUAAAGGAGUUGCUGGAAUUGGAAAAACAGUCUCUGUGCAGAAGUUCAUUCUGGACUGGGCUGAAGGAAAAGCAAAUCAGGACGUCACCUUCAUGUUUCCACUUCCCUUUAGAGAGCUGAAUCUGAUGAAGCAGAAACAUCUCAGUCUGAUGGAUCUUCUUCAUCACUUUUUCCCAGAAAUAAAAGAAUUACGAUUAAUAGACUGUGAGAGGAAUAAAGUGGUGUUGAUCUUUGAUGGUCUGGAUGAGUGUCGACUUCCUCUAAAUUUCCAGAACAAUGAGAGAUUGUGGGAUGUGACAGAAUCAGCCUCAGUGGAUGUGCUGCUGACGAACCUCAUCAAGGGGAAUCUGCUUCCCUCUGCUCUCCUCUGGAUCACCUCUCGACCAGGAGCAGCCAAUCAGAUCCCUCCUGAGUGUGUAGACCAGGUAACAGAGGUACGAGGGUUCAGUGAUCCUCAGAAAGAGGAGUACUUCAGGAAGAGGAUCAGUGAUCAGAGCCUGGCCAAUAAAAUCAUCACACACAUGAAGUCUUCCAGAAGCCUCCACAUCAUGUGUCACAUCCCAGUCUUCUGCUGGAUCUCAGCCACUGUUCUAGAGGGAAUGUUGGGUGAAGCAGAGAGUGGAGACAUCCCCAAGACUCUGACUCAAAUGUUCACACACUUUCUGAUCUUUCAGAUCAAACACAAGGACCAAAAGUACCAUCAGAAAUGUGAACCUGAUCCUCAGCAGACCAGAGAGAGUAUCCUGGCACUGGGAAAACUGGCUUUCCAACAGCUGGAGAAAGGAAACCUGAUCUUCUAUGAGGAAGACCUGAGAGAGUGUGGGAUUGAUGUCAGAGAAGUGUCAGUGUACUCAGGAGUGUGUACUCAGAUCUUCAGAGAGGAGUUUGGGCUUCACCUGGGGAAGGUGUUCAGCUUUGUACAUCUGAGUGUUCAGGAGUUUCUGGCUGCUUUAUACACAUUUCUCUCCUUCAUCAGCAGAAAUGUAACAGAACAACAAACCACUGAUCUGUCUGAUCUUUUCACCAAAUCAAACAUGUCUGAUUUCCUGAGUUGUGCAGUGGACAAGACGUUACAGAGUCAGAAUGGACACCUGGACCUGUUCCUUCGCUUCCUUCUGGGUCUCUCACUGGAGUCCAAUCAGAGUCUCUUACGAGACCUACUGCCCCAGACAGGAAGUAGCUCUCACAGCAAACAGGGAACAGUCGAGUACAUCAAGGAGAAGAUCAGAGUUAAUCCAUCUCCAGAUAAAUCUAUCAAUCUGUUCCACUGUCUGAAUGAACUGAAUGAUGAUUCUCUAGUACAGGAAGUACAACGUUACCUGAACAGAAAAGAUUCCUGGUGUUUUGAUAAAGUCAGACUCUCUCCUGAUCAGUGGUCUGCUCUGGUGUACGUGUUGCUGGGCUCAGAAGAGAAUCCAGAGUUGUUUAUUUUAAAAACAUAUCAGCUAUCAGAUGAAUGUCUUCAAAAUCUGCUGCCAGUCAUUGAAACAGCAAGAAAAGCAGACCUGUGUCAGUGUGAUCUCACAGAGGAAAGCUGUAGGGUUCUGUGCUCAGUUCUCAACUCAAAAGCUUCAAGUCUGAGAGAACUGGACUUGAGUUGCAAUUACAAACUAAAGGAUUCAGGAGUGAAGCUGCUCACUGCUGGACUUAAGAAUCCACACUGUACACUGGAGAUACUGAAUUUGCGUGAGUGCAUGCUUACAGGUGAAAGCUGUAGAAUUCUGUCCUCAGUUCUCAGUUCAAACUCCUCCAGACUGAGAGACCUGAACCUGAGUUACAAUAAGCUGCAGGAUUCAGGAGUGAAGCUGCUCUCUGCUGGACUGGAGAAUCCACACUGUACACUGGAGAUACUGCAGGUGGUGGGCUGCAGUAUUACAGUUGAAGGUUUUGCUACUCUGGUCUCAGCUCUGAGGUCAAACCCUUCAUCACACCUGAGAGAACUGCAUGUGUACUGGAAUAAACCAGGAGAAACAGGAGUGAAGCUGCUUUAUGACUUUCUGAAGAGUCCACACUGUACACUGGAGAAAAUCCAGUUGGAGCAGUUUUUCAGUCUCACACUGAAAAAAUAUAUCACUGAUGAAGAUUAACAUAAUGAAGCACAAAUAAUAACAUCUGAGAGAACUGAAGUUCUAAUGACUAUUUUGUCAUUUAUAGAUAUUCUGGUUAAUCAGAUGGUGUCUGUAAGAAUGUACCUUUUCAAACUUUUUCCUACCUUUUCAUGUUUACAGACAAUAUUUAAAAAAGUGUAUUUUUAUAUAAUGUGCAAUCAUUUACUGCAGCUGCAAUAUAACCGAAGUGUAUUUAGUGUUUUAGGAGGCCAGGCUCUAAAGGUGUAGAGGCACCUUAUGGUUUUCCUUCCAUCUUCACUCUUGUGUAAAGUUAGGCUUUCUUGUGAUUAAUGAGGCUAAAAUUGUCGUAUGUGUGUGAAAGUGUAGCUCACUGGUUCUUGUGUUUGUCCCAUUAAAAUUCUGCAAAACAUUUAAUGUUAUAUGUUUAAAUUGUAUAUAAUAUGAUUUGUUCCUAAAGUGUUUUAUAUUAGUUAUAACUAAAUCACCCUUCAUAUAUUUAAAGUCCUACAUCCUACUGAUGUUGAGAUUGUAGCAUAUAUCAGCAUAAAUGUAUAAAAGAAUUCAAUUAAAUGUGU